GAGCGCGGCUGCUACAGAUCCACCCGAGAGGGCGCAGCGAGCCUCAUUGCACACUCAUUACACUUGAGGAGGUGUGCUUUUGCUUUAGUGCUGGAGCGUUUCAUUGAGCAGAUUCCCGUUCGAAUGAGGCGCGGUUCGAGCGGAAUAAGCGGCGGCGGGCUUCGAUGAGGAUGAGGAUGAAGAGCGCGACACACCUGUGAUCACGUUCAGCAUCAAUCACUGAGAUAGAGCAGAGGAAGCUGCAGCGAUCUGGACUGGGAUCAGGUCUGUGGUGGUUUACUGUGAAACCGAUCGGCUGCCGCACGCAUCAGGAACACGACGAGAAACACCAGGGUUCAGCUCCAGCAGCACUAUGACCGAUGGAGAUUACGACUAUCUGAUCAAACUCCUGGCUCUUGGGGACUCCGGAGUGGGCAAGACCACCUUCCUCUAUCGCUACACCGACAACAAGUUCAACCCCAAAUUCAUCACCACCGUGGGCAUCGAUUUCAGGGAAAAGAGAGUGGUUUAUACGACGAACAGUCCCAAUGGAACGACAGGAAAGACGUUUAAGGUUCACCUGCAGCUCUGGGACACGGCGGGACAGGAGAGGUUCAGGAGUUUGACCACGGCGUUCUUCAGGGAUGCGAUGGGUUUCCUGCUCAUGUUUGAUCUGACCAGCCAGCAGAGUUUCCUCAACGUCAGGAACUGGAUGAGUCAGCUCCAGGCUAACGCGUAUUGUGAGAAUCCAGAUAUUGUUCUUGUGGGUAAUAAAGCCGAUCUGAACGACCAGAGAGAAGUUCAGGAGAAACAAGCAAAAGAACUAGCGGACAAAUACGGAAUCCCCUACUUCGAGACGAGUGCGGCGACCGGCGCGGAGGUGGACAAGGCGGUGGUGACGCUGCUGGAUCUGGUGAUGAAGCGGAUGGAGCAGUGUGUGGACAAACCGGCGGCGGACGCGCACAACACGGACGGCACCAGCAAACUGGACGCCGCGGCGGCCAACGAGAAGAAGUGUGCGUGUUAAAGCAGCGGGACGCGGCGCUCGUGUAGCGGACAGGAGCGGACGUGCCGCCCGCCGGGCCGAUAUCAGAGCCACGGCACCGUCCGGAUCCCACACGCCCGUCCCGAAACUACCGUAUUACAGAUAUGUGUGGACGUUCGUAUUUUCCCGGAGAGUUUGUGAGAGCUGUCGUACUGCCUGUGAUCUUUAACAAACCCCUCCAAAUUUAGCCCAGAAUAUUACGUAUGAAAUUUUCAUAUAGAGAUCUUAGAUCAGCAACUCUACACACUAAAAUACUGAUGUGGCCAUCGUUUUGAUUUGGACUUUAAUUCUAAACACUGAUCGUCUAAAUGAAUGUACAUACACAAAAACAGACAUAUCUGGCUCAUCGAGAGCUGAACCACAUUCAUACACUACCAGUCAGAGGACUGGAAUAAAUAUGAUUUUUUUGUGUUUCUGAAAGAAGUCUCUUCUGCUCAGCAAAGCUGCAUUUAUUUGAUCAAAACUACUGUAAAAAAUCUGAAAUAUUAUUACUAUUCAAUCUAUAUAUAUAUACUUUCCAAUGUGAAUAUGUGUUAAACUGUAAUUUACUUCUGUGAUGCGCAGCUGAAUUUUCAGCAUCAUUACUCCAGUCUUCAGUGUCACAUGAUCCUUCAGAAAUCAUUGUAAUAUGCUGAUUUGCUGCUCAAUAAAUAUUUCUACAACUCUAAAUUUCAACAUAUUCGGGAAAGUAAAAUAAUAUAAUAAUAAAAAUUAAAAAUUAAAAUUAAAAACAACAGCAACACACCAACAA
Messenger RNA from Labeo rohita (rohu), 1775 nucleotides. RefSeq names its product RAB27B, member RAS oncogene family (gene rab27b). Lineage: Eukaryota; Metazoa; Chordata; Actinopteri; Cypriniformes; Cyprinidae. Gene Ontology annotation, molecular function: GTPase activity; GTP binding. The transcript is spliced from 7 exons. The coding region runs from base 353 to 1006 and encodes 217 amino acids. Gene Ontology annotation, cellular component: melanosome; secretory granule. Gene Ontology annotation, biological process: melanosome transport; positive regulation of exocytosis. The record is from RefSeq and is a predicted model, not a curated record.